AGGCCCUCAGGUCAAGGUCAAAUAUGGCUACUUCCGGUAAAAAAUGGUUUGAAAAAAGUAGACAGAUAAAAGGUGUUUUGCUGGAUAUAACAGGUGUUCUGUACAAUAGUGGACAUGUUCCGACACCUAUACCAGGGUCCAUCGAAGCUGUUAAAAGGUUAAAAGCUGAGGGGAUUCCCCUAAGAUUCUGCACCAAUGAGACUCAAACCACCCGAGCAGAACUUGUAAAGAAGCUGUGUAAACUUGGCUUUGAGUUGGAAGCCAAUGAGGUGUUUCCACCCGCACCAGCCAUGUGUCACAUUCUUAGACAGCGAUCUCUGAGGCCACAUCUGUUGGUACAUCCAGCUUUGUUACCUGACUUUCAAGAAAUAGAUCAGUCUGACCCUAACUGUGUUGUACUUGGGGAUGCUGCAGAUGUGUUUUCUUAUGAGAAUCUCAAUAAAGCUUUCCAGGUUCUGAUUUCCCUGGAGAAACCUGUCUUGUUCUCAAUGGGAGGAGGGAAAUACUACAAAGAAAAUGACAGUCUUGUGCUAGAUGUAGGGUGCUAUAUGAAAGCCUUGGAGUUUGCCACUGGUGUGAAGGGAGAAAUCUGUGGAAAACCAGAUGCAAAUUUCUUCAAUGGUGCUCUUGCAGACAUGUUUGUUAGACCAGAAGAUGCAAUAAUGAUAGGGGACGAUAUUGUGAAUGAUGUUGGAGGAGCACAGGCUUGUGGUAUGAUGGGUUUACAAGUGAGAACAGGAAAGUUCAGACCCUCGGAUGAGAAUCACCCAACUGUAACACCAGAUGGUUAUGUUGAUAAUUUGGCUGAAGCAGUGGACCUUUUUCUUGCUAAUCGCCAAAAGUGACACUUGCCACUAAUCAAUGGAAUACAUGUAAAACUCCUGUAAUGUAUACAUCAACAGGGUGUCAAAAACAGAGUUCCAGGGUUCAUCUUAUCUUAGAAUUCCAGAUGGUUUUGCUGUAGAUGGAGUGCCAUUGUUUUGACACCCUGUAUAUAUCAGAUGUCCCAAAAAAGUGAAAAUUUUUUGACAUGUAUUUUCUCAGCAAUAGAUUAAUUGAAUUCAUUGAAAAUUGAUACUGAAUAGCCUAAUGGUAUCAUAAAUAAGUCUUUUAAAUAUAAAUGGGAUCGGUAAGAAGUAAGUUCACAGGUUACGAGUAGCCCAGGCCCAUCUGUAGGCUACCCCAGAAUUUAUCAAGAAGUAUGAAACUUAGAAAUCAUAGAUUUCUUUUUCUUGCUUUUACAUUUCAGUUUGAUCUUCAUCCGGCCAUUUCUGAAUUUUGACAAUAAACCCGGAUGUAAAUGACGUCAUCUUUUUGGGUCUGACAUUAUCCGCAUUAUUUGCCACUGAUCUCUUAUAUAAUUUGCAGACUUGUUGAUAAUACCUUACUGAAAGGAAAACCUUGGUAAUUCAAUGGUACAUCUAUUGAUGAGAAAAUACUUGUCAAUAAGCGGUUCACUUUUUCGGGACACCAAACAUAGUAUAUUUAUAUUUUAUUUGUAUCAAACUUAUGAAAUAUUAGUUUAAAUGUGAUUAAAUGUAUAACAGAUUUAUAUUAUGCAAUAUAUUUAUUUUCACGCAUAUACUCUAUGAUCACUGUUCCACAGCUGGAUGAC
This is a messenger RNA of Owenia fusiformis, 1615 nucleotides long. The record is from the annotation of a GenBank genome assembly. Lineage: Eukaryota; Metazoa; Annelida; Polychaeta; Sabellida; Oweniidae.